Molecule: messenger RNA, 1176 nt
Organism: Symbiodinium sp. CCMP2456
Lineage: Eukaryota; Dinophyceae; Suessiales; Symbiodiniaceae
Source: the annotation of a GenBank genome assembly
AUGGAGGACAGGGACCCGGGUCCCGGCUUGGCAGUGCUCCAGGAUCUGCUGCAGCGGCCAGGACCCGAUGUGGUUCGCUGGGCCGUGGAGCAGGCGCAGUCGCUGUCACGGCCCGGGACGAAUGUGCAGCAAUCACAGAUCUUCCAAAUGGCAGGUGCUCUGAACACGGCAUCUGUCGCAGAGAAGCAGGAACUGGUGCGUGCCGCCAUCUCUGGCUUCGGACAGCUGCCGGCAGAUCAACGAGCAGAGGCUCUGCGCCUGGUAGUCAACACGGCAGCAGCAGCACAGGUCGGCCCGCAUCCCACGGCAGAGGGCGAAGUUCCCCCCCUGAUGCAGAACGUCAUGGCGGUCGUGAAGGAGGCGAAGCUGCAUGAGAUGCCAAAGGAGGAGAAGGCGAUCCUGGCACAGGAAGCCCGCCAAGAUGCAGCAGAAAUGGUUCAGCCACAGCAGAUUCUGGAGGUCGUCUCGGAGUUGAGACCAGAAGAACGACAUCAAGUGACUGAGGCGCUGGUCGAGGCCCAGAUCGUCCCGCAGGACCAGCAGCCUGCUUUGGAAGCUGCGCUCAAGCCAGGAGGGCUUGCAGACCUGCUGGUGGGCGGCAUGAAGCUCUUCACGCUUGCUCAGGAGAAUGCGUGGGCUUUGGUGGCGGUUCCCUGCGGUGAGCUUUUCUUGGCCCUCACGCUAGGUGUACUCUCAUGCCCCUCUGGACUGAAUACCUGGCUCCGCGCGGACGCCGUGUAUUCCAUGCUCACGCUGGCCGGCGCAUGGUUUGCAAACCUACACCUGGAGCAAGUCCUGGUACGAGUCAAGGAAGACCCAAUGGGGGCCGUCCGACGCUGGCAGGAGGCGGAGGCCCAGCACCAGACGCUGAGCCGCCGCCUGGAGCAAACCGUGCCUGGUGUGGAGUUCCACGCGUACCAACUCGGUGCUCUAGGUGUGGUGGUAGCCGCAGUUUUCCUGGCAGUCGGCCUGUUGAACACGAUUGUCGGACUCUUCGAGUUGCUGGCCACCUUCAUAGCUGGCUGCAACAUCCUCGUGGUUGUUGCGAGCAUGGCGUUUCUGGCGCUCAGGUGCGCGAUGCUCUUCGGCUUGCUGCAGGUCGCAGGUACACUCCUCGCACCUGUUCCAAACGGUGCGGCCGGGGUGCAGCGGCCGCUUCUAGAGUCGCCGAUAUAA